Striga hermonthica is the source of this 2331-nucleotide messenger RNA. The record is from the annotation of a GenBank genome assembly. NCBI's taxonomy places the organism in Eukaryota, Viridiplantae, Streptophyta, Magnoliopsida, Lamiales, Orobanchaceae.
AUGUUUCAGGUAAAGGACCAAACAUACUUCCUUUCACAUCUUUCACAGUCACAACUUGAAAGGCUUCUCUUUCCUCUUGGAUGCAUCCGUAAGGAAGAAGUUAGAGGGCUCGCCAGAAUCUUUGAAUUACCCAACCAAGAUAGGAAGGAUUCACAAGGAAUAUGCUUUCUAGGAAAGAUAAAGUUUAGUGAAUUUGUUGCCAGACAUAUUGGGGAGAAAGAAGGUGUGAUAUUAGAAGCUGAGACAGGAGACUUCCUAGGCACGCACAAAGGUUUUUGGUUCUAUACAAUCGGUCAACGUCAGGGAUUACGUCUUCCUGGUGGGCCGUGGUAUGUUGUGGAAAAAGAUGUGGAGAAUAAUGUGGUGUUUGUCUCGAGAAAUUAUUUUUCGGUUGACAAGAAAAGGCGCGUAUUUCGUGUUGGGUCUUUGAGGUGGCUAAACGGUGCUCCUCCAGGGCAGACCACUAAAAUCCAAUGCAAGGUUCGGCAUGGACCUGAUUUUUACACUUGUGAAUUAUCUUUAGAGGAAGUCGAUGCCAACGGCCACAAUAUUGGGGUUGUCAGAUUAUCGAAAGAUGAUCAAGGCCUGGCGGCUGGGCAGUUUGCCGCUUUCUACCAGGACUCGACCUGUCUCGGGUCUGGUGUGAUCUUAGAGUCCUGGGAUGAUCAAGGGUUUCCCAUUUGUGAUCGGGCCCUCAAGAUUGCUAAAAUCGAAGAUAAAUCGAAGCUCGGGAAGCCAGUCAAGAUUAAAGUGGUUGCAGAUAGUAGUAACACUGUGAAUCAAUAUUUUCCUCAGAUUCCUGAUCAUCUUCUUCCGAAGGUAGCAAUAGUUGGAAGGCCAAAUGUUGGUAAAUCAGCACUCUUUAAUCGUCUUGUUGGGGGCAACAAAGCCAUUGUGGUUGACGAACCAGGCGUUACCAGAGAUCGUUUGUAUGGCAGGUCAUUUUGGGGGGUCUAUGAGUUCAUGGUGGUGGAUACGGGAGGUGUACUUACAAUCUCGAAGUCUCAGAAUGACGUGAUGGAAGAACUUGCUAUAACGACAACCAUUGGCAUGGAAGGUAUUCCUCUGGCCUCGAGGGAGGCUGCUGUUGCAAGGAUGCCUUCCAUGAUCGAGAGGCAAGCUGCAAUUGCUGUGGAGGAAUCAUCUGUCAUCAUAUUUCUUGUCGAUGGCCAGGCAGGCCUAACUGCAGCAGAUGUUGAAAUAGGGGAUUGGCUUCGUAAGAACUAUUCACACAAAUGUACUGUUCUUGCAGUAAACAAAUGUGAAUCUCCUCGUAAAGGACUCAUGCAAGCAUCAGAGUUCUGGGCCUUAGGGUACUCACCCCUCCCAAUAUCUGCUAUAUCUGGGACUGGAACUGGGGAGCUUCUUGAUUCUGUCUGCUCACAAUUAAAAAGGAUAGAGGAGACAGAGAACACUAAUGUGGAAGAAUAUGUUCCGGCCAUAGCCAUAGUUGGCCGUCCAAAUGUGGGAAAGAGUAGUAUUCUGAAUGCAUUAGUUGGAGAGGACAGAACGAUUGUCAGUCCAAUCAGUGGAACUACUCGUGAUGCUAUAGAUACAGAAUUUACUGGGUCAGAUGGCCAGGUUGGCUUCUGUAUUCUCAUAGCUAGUGUUGUAUGGAUAGUUGAACAUAUCCUGUCAAAUUCCUGUAAAUCCCAAGCUCGGCUGGGUGUUAUUUACAAAAAUGGGUGGAUGGUUACACACUUAUUGAUGUUGUGUUUGAUGUCUUUUGUAAGUAGAAGAGAUGAUUUCAAGAUUGCUGAACGGAUAGAAAAAGAAGGGAAGGGUUGCCUGAUUGUUGUGAACAAAUGGGACACUAUCCCGAAUAAAAACCAGCAAACUACUAUGCACUAUGAGGACGACGUUAGAAGAAAGCUCCGAAUUCUAAACUGGGCACCUAUUGUGUACUCAACUGCAAUCAAAGGGCAUAACGUUGAGAAGAUCACUGUGGCUGCUGGUAUGGUUGAAAAGGAGAGAUCCAGGAGGUUAUCAACAGCGACACUGAACCAAGUUCUACGAGAAGCUGUUGCAUUCAAAUCACCUCCAAGAACUAGAGGCGGAAAAAGAGGCCGUGUUUAUUAUUGUACCCAGGCGGCUAUCAGACCACCCACGUUCGUGUUCUUUGUGAAUGAUUCUAAGCUUUUCCCUGAAACAUACCGGAGAUACAUGGAGAAGCAACUGAGAUCAAGUGCUGGGUUUACAGGCACGCCAAUUCGGCUUCUGUGGCGUAGCAGAAGAAAAUACGAAAAAGAUGACGGAAAGGAUCCUUCUGCAAGGACACAAGUUAAUUUAUCAGAAGUUGAAAGAAAGGUUAUGAUACCAGUGAAUUCAUGA